AUGGUAGCAGGGCGUGUUGCCUGUGGUCAGAGAAGUGGGACAGUCAUGCCACCCGGGGAGGGCACCGAGAGCUCUACCCAGGAGGCGCUGGGGCAGCCGUUUACCCAGGAGAUGCUUCCAGCCAUUAAAUUCGAGAGUGCCCAACAUAGCAUGACGAAGUCUGAGCCCGCCAUCAAGGUGGGUGGACACAGAGCUCGAGGUCAGUGGCAUGAGUCCACCGAAGCUGUUGAACUUGAAAAUUUUAGUAUAAACUACAAGAAUGAGAGAAAUUUCAGCAAACACCCCCAGCACAAAGUAUUUCAGGAGAUCUUUACAGCCCUGGUGAAAAAUAGACUCAUAUGCAGAGAGUGGAUUAACCGAGCCCCAUCUAUUCAUUUUCUGAGAGUGUUAAUCUGUCUGAGACUAUUAAUGAGGGAUCCGUGCUAUCAGGAAAUACUCCAUAACCUGGGUGGGAUCGAAAACCUCGCUCAGUACAUGGAGAUGGUGGCGAACGAGUACCUGGGCUACGGCGACGAGCAGCACAGCGUGGACAAGCUGGUCAACAUGACAUAUAUUUUUCAGAAGCUGGCUGCUGUCAAAGCCCAGAGAGAAUGGGUCACUGCAAGUGGAGCCCACAAGACAUUAGUCAACUUACUUGGUGCCCGAGACACGAAUGUCCUCCUGGGGGCUCUGCUGGCGCUGGCUAGUUUAGCGGAGAGUCCGGAAUGUAGGGAGAAGAUCAGUGAACUCAACAUUGUCGAAAACCUGCUGAUGAUUUUACAUGAAUAUGACUUGCUUUCCAAAAGACUGACCGCCGAGUUACUGCGUCUGCUGUGUGCCGAACCCCAGGUGAAGGAGCAGCUGAAGCUCUAUGAGGGGAUACCCAUCCUCCUCAGUCUGCUCCACUCCGAACACCUGAAGCUACUUUGGAGUGUCGUCUGGAUUCUGGUUCAGGUGUGUGAGGACCCUGAGACCAGUGUGGAAAUUCGCAUCUGGGGAGGCAUCAAGCAGAUCCUUCAUAUUUUACAAGGCGCACUUGCAGUGAAGACCCGCCCUGUACACCUGCUCUUUGUCAUUCCAGCCUGCUGUGCUGCCCUCACGGAACUGGUGCUCAACGACACCAAUGCCCACCAGGUGGUUCAGGAAAAUGGUGUCUACACAAUAGCAAAAUUGAUUUUACCCAACAAACAAAAGAAUGCAGCAAAAACAAAUCUAUUACAGUGUUACGCGUUCCGGGCCUUGAGGUUUCUCUUCAGUAUGGAAAGAAACAGACCACUCUUUAAAAGGCUCUUCCCUACGGACCUGUUUGAGACCUUCAUUGAUAUAGGACAUUAUGUUCGCGAUAUCAGUGCUUAUGAAGAGCUGGUGUCCAAGCUGAACUCAUUAGUGGAGGAAGAACUGAAGCAAAUUGCUGAAAAUAUUGAAAGCAUUAAUCAGAAUAAAGCUCCCUCAAAGUAUAUAGGCAACUAUGCGAUUCUGGAUCAUCUCGGAAGUGGAGCAUUUGGCUGUGUUUACAAGGUUAGAAAGUGUAGUGGCCAAAACCUCUUAGCAAUGAAAGAAGUCAACCUACAUAACCCAGCAUUUGGCAAGGAUAAAAAAGACCGAGACAGCAGUGUAAAGAACAUUGUUUCUGAAUUAACGAUAAUUAAAGAGCAGCUUUAUCAUCCAAAUAUUGUACGUUAUUACAAAACAUUUCUGGAAAAUGACAGAUUAUAUAUCGUCAUGGAACUUAUAGAAGGGGCCCCGCUUGGGGAGCAUUUCAGUUCUUUGAAGGAAAAGCAACACCGUUUUACUGAAGAAAGGCUAUGGAAAAUAUUCAUACAGCUGUGCUUGGCUCUUCGGUACCUGCACAAGGAGAAGAGGAUCGUCCACCGAGAUCUGACGCCAAACAACAUUAUGCUGGGGGAUAAGGACAAAGUGACCGUUACUGACUUUGGCCUGGCAAAGCAAAAACAAGAAAACAGUAAACUCACAUCUGUUGUUGGAACUAUCUUGUAUUCCUGUCCUGAGGUCCUCAAGAGUGAGCCGUAUGGAGAGAAGGCUGAUGUCUGGGCAGCGGGCUGCAUCCUUUACCAAAUGGCAACUCUGAAUCCUCCCUUCUACAGCACCAACAUGCUCUCUCUGGCCACUAAAAUAGUGGAGGCAGUGUACGAACCAGUGCAAGAAGGCAUCUACUCAGAAAAAGUGACAGAUACCAUCAGCAGGUGCCUCACUCCAGAUGCAGAGGCCCGCCCGGAUAUUGUGGAAGUCAGUUCUAUGAUAUCAGAUGUCAUGAUGAAAUAUUUAGACAGCUUAUGUACAUCCCAGCUGGCCUUGGAGAAGAAGCUGGAGCGGGAACGGCGGCGCACACAGAGGUACUUUAUGGAGGCCAAUCGGAACGCCGUCACGUGCCACCAUGAGCUGGCGCUACUGUCUCAAGAAACCUUUGAGAAGGCAAGCUUGAGCAGCAGCAGCAGCGGAGCAGCCAGCCUGAGGAGCGAGCUUUCCGAAAGCGCAGACCUGCCCCCCGAAGGCUUCCAGCCCCCCUGUGGGACAGACGAAGACAGGGCCUGUGAGGAAAUGCUGUCGGAUGCUAACUUCAACUUGGACAACCUUGAGAAAGACAUCUGUUCCGAGUUGGAGGAUGAGCUGGACGUGUCGGAUAACUCCAGCAGCUCCAGUUCGAGCCCCCUGAAAGAGUCGACGUUCACCAUUUUAAAGAGAAGUUUUAGUGCUUCCGUGGGAGAAAGGCAGUGCCAAACAAGGGACUUCACUGGUGGAAUUGGAUCAAGACCAAGGCCAGCUUUGCUGCCUUUUGACCUGCUUCUGAAAGUGCCACCCCUCAUGCUCAGGGCCCACGUUAAGGAGCUAGACACCGAGUUAGUGACAGGGUGGCAGUCCCAUAGCCUUCCCGCUGUGAUUCUUCGCAAUCUCAAAGAUCAUGGGCCACAGAUGAGCACAGUCUUGUGGCAAGCCUCUGCGGGGAUCGCUGUGUCCCAGAGGAAAGUGCGGCAGAUCAGUGACCCUAUCCAGCAGAUCUUAAUUCAGCUACACAAAAUCAUCUAUAUCACGCAGCUUCCUCCAGCCUUGCAUCACAAUUUGAAAAGAAGGGUUAUAGAAAGAUUCAAGAAAUCCCUCUUCAGCCAGCAGAGUAACCCUUGCAAUUUGAAAUCUGAAAUUAAAAAGUUAUCUCAGGGAUCUCCAGAACCAAUUGAACCCAACUUUUUUACAGCAGAUUAUCAUUCAUUGCAUCAUUCAUCUGGUGGAAAAAUCCUGUCCCCAAAUGACCCAACAGGUUUAUUCAGCAGCUUCGACUUGGAGGAAGGAAUAACAUACGAACAGAUGCAGACGGUGAUUGAAGAAGUCCUCGAGGAAAGUGGCUAUUACAAUUUUACUUCUCACAGGUACCACUCCUAUCCAUGGGGGACCAAAAGUCACCCAGGCAAAAGAUGAAGGCAGUGCCUUGCACUGGACUUGGUUUUCCCCAGUGACGUUCAAGCUCUGGAUUCAGCUACCAUCGAAGGAUGCCCGAAGGUUCAGCUGCUGAUAACGGGUGUGGAGGAGGAAAAACCAGGAUGCCGUGGUGCAUGUGGGACCUUUUUCUGGGUUUCUGAAGUCCUAGGCAAUAUGGCAGCUGCUGUACCUGGGGGCUGUUUCCCCAGGAGGCGUUGCCUAGGAAAAGAUGCCGCCCAGUUCCUCUCUGGGAGGAAUGCCCACUCCUCACAGGACUCUUUCAAGUUAAAAAAAAAAAGGGAAAAGAAACUUGUUAUAUUUUCAAAAGAAUAUUUUAUACUCAGGUUUACUAAAACUUUGUUUAAAGGCAUUUAGCCUUUUUAUGUAUAAAAUAGUUUUAAGUAAAGAAAAUUAAAUGACCCAGAGUACUAUAUUGGGUGAUUCACUGUAUCCCCCCAAUUUUUCUUUUAAGUCUUAAAAAGAAAUUGAACAUAUGCAAUAAAUUUUUCUUUCUUUCAAAUGAAAGGAUUGGCUCUCUUAACCACUUGGGUGCUAGUGGUUUGAACUGUGAUACAGUGUAGACAGUAUUUAUAACCUUGCACAGCCUCUGGAAAUAACUGUCAUAGAGUCAUAUUUAACUUGGACUAAUACACUAGGUGGAUGUACAGUGUGUGUAUAUAUGCAUAUAUAUGUAUAUAAAUAUAUGGAUGGGAGGUUUUAAUUAGACUACUGCUUUGCUGCUAAUCAAACUUAUAGUAUUUAUAGAGCACUUUGACGAGUUCAUAGAACCUACAAAAGAGAUGCAAUAUUCCUUAUUCUAAGUCCCUCCCUACUUAUAUGACUGACAUUGUUAUAAA
Echinops telfairi (small Madagascar hedgehog) is the source of this 4268-nucleotide messenger RNA. It is a transcript of the gene NEK10, whose product is annotated as NIMA related kinase 10. Gene Ontology annotation, molecular function: ATP binding; protein serine/threonine kinase activity. The transcript is spliced from 35 exons. Lineage: Eukaryota; Metazoa; Chordata; Mammalia; Afrosoricida; Tenrecidae. The record is from RefSeq and is a predicted model, not a curated record. Gene Ontology annotation, biological process: protein phosphorylation. Bases 1 to 3411 code for a protein of 1136 amino acids.